Molecule: messenger RNA, 1176 nt
Organism: Macrosiphum euphorbiae (potato aphid)
Lineage: Eukaryota; Metazoa; Arthropoda; Insecta; Hemiptera; Aphididae
Source: the annotation of a GenBank genome assembly
AUGUGGUUGAUAGGUGUGAACAAAGCUCUACUACUAAUGAAAAUGCAUUAUUUCCUUUACUCGGGAUGUAUAGCGACGAUCCUCAGUUUCGGUUCGACUUACGCCAAACAAUUGGGAUAUUCGAAAAUCACUGUAGGAUACAUAAUGAUGAGCCUUUUCGUCAUAUCAAUGUUAGCGAAACCGGUAGUCGGCGCCAUCGUCGAUAAGUUCCCCGUAAAGAAAUACAUGUUUUUGGUGUUCAUAUUUACGACCGGUAUCUCUGCGUUCUCUCUGAUGUUUGUGUCCAGACUGUCUUUAGAGACGUCCGUAGAGCUGGAUUGUGACGUCAACAUAACGACCGUUAAAAUAUAUUUCGACCACACCAAUAAACUUUCGGACUGCGAUCAAAAAAUACUAAUGGACGGAAACAACGCAGAUAGGUUGGUGAAUUGCAAGUUGUACUGUAAUAACAAUGAAAUAUUGCUUUCUGAAAUGUUCUCAACAUCGAAAAAUGGACUAAACACUAGUGAUGUAGCAAGUUUGGAAAGUAAAACAACCGAUUUGCCAAUAUUAAUACAUUUGCACAACUCCAACAAUGAACGGUAUGGUGCCUAUAAUUUUCGAGUUCAGUAUGUCGAUAUAAAUGUCAGUCGAAUAAUGUCUCCAGUUUGUCAUCGUCCGACAAAAACGCCCUGUCAACUGUCCUGUCCCAGUCCGAUGAUCAUGGAAUUGGCAGCGACGCCAAAAUCUCAAAUAACGAUCGUUUCCAUGCCCGAAUUUUGGGAAUUUUUCUCAUUGUUGUGUAUAUUUUGGAUCAGCCAAUCGGGUAUAUGGGCCAUACAAGAUCCGAUUUGUUUCGAUCUCCUAGAAGACAAACCCAACGACUUUGGAAAGCAAAGGUGCUGGACGUCCAUCGGAUGGGGAUCCGUUACGAUGCUCAGUGGUUGGCUCGUGGACUAUUUCAGCUACGACAAAGUGCAAAAAGACUACACGCCAAUAUCGUAUUUGAUAUUGUCGUUUAUGAUUUUGAAUUUAUUCGUCGCUUCCAACAUCCCAGUGGUCGAGUUCAAACUGUCACAGAACACGUUCCAAAACGUUUUUAAAUUGUUCGGAAAACUUCACGUUAUAAGUUUUUUUGUUUGGAUCCUGUCGCUGGGCGUUUAUAGCUCGAUGACGAUGAGUUACCUCUUUUGGUAA